Messenger RNA from Lottia gigantea (owl limpet), 663 nucleotides. RefSeq lists its product as hypothetical. The transcript has a single exon. The coding region runs from base 1 to 663 and encodes 220 amino acids. Lineage: Eukaryota; Metazoa; Mollusca; Gastropoda; Lottiidae. The record is from RefSeq and is a predicted model, not a curated record.
AUGGUUUUGCCAGAAAGCUUUCCUUCUUGCGAAAAUUCUGUGAAAUCAGGAAUGAUUGGUAUAGUUCCUGAAAGUGAUUCAGUUUGUGAAAAUGUUAUUUCUGCCAAAAGUGAGUCUAUAAGUGAAAAUAGGUCUGAAAAUGAAAGCAGAUCCGAAAAUGAUAAUAGGUCAAUUGCUGAAAAUGAUAAUAAAGAAGAUAAUCUCAGAGUAGAAAAUUGGUCAGUUGGAGAAAAAAGGUCCGCUGUAGAAAAUGGCUCCGUUGUUGAAAUUAAAUCUGUUGCUGAAAAUAUACCUGUGGAUAUAAAAUCUUCUGUUUCAAAUGGAGCUACUGGUGUGUCUUCAGAUAAACAAAAGGUUAUUGAAUUUGUUGUGGCCCCAGAGGAUGAAUGUGAUGCCAGAGAUGGUGAUAAAUCGGAUGAAAUCAUUUCUUUGGAUGAAGAAUCGGAUAAUAUUAUGGAAUGUGAUGAUUUUUCUCAGGUUUCCCGUAGCAGUAGCAACUCUGGGAUAAAUCCUAGGCGUCAUAAAUUAGUAACAGCUCCUAAUAAGGAAACUGUAUUGAAAUGUGUGCGUGAUCGUGCGACUGUUUUAUCUAAAAAGAAAAAGAAAGAGUCAAAACGCAAGAGCAGUUUUAAACAUGUUGUUGAAUCUGAGUUGCCUAAAUAA